AUCAAUAAAAUGCAAAAUAUAAACUAAAAAACAGAUUUGUCUAUUGGAAAAGUGCAAUCCGAUUUCAAUUAUUAGAAAUAAUUGAUUAUCUUAACAGAGUUUUGUACACUGUAACUGAACAGCGUUUUAAUAUAUUUUUGGACAGCAGUAGGGCAAAAUAAGAGCAAAUCAAAAAAACUCUAUAACUACUUAAUAAACAACAUGAAUGUUGAUACAAUGGAUUUGAUGGAAGACGACGCUAUAGAGGCUACUGAUAAUGAAGAUGAUGAUGAUAGUCCCAGUAGUACAGGGAGCAAUUAUGAAGAAACUCCAAACCUAAUGGAUGUAGCUAUGGAAAAUGAAGUUACAGCACAAUUGGUGGCUGCAGGUGUUGUUGGCGUAGCAGCUGCUGCUGCUAUCACUUCUUCAAAAAAGAAGAAAAGACCGCACUCCUUUGAGACGAACCCUUCCAUUAGAAAGAGACAACAAAACCGUCUUCUUAGAAAACUAAGGCAAACAAUUUAUGAGUAUGCCACACGAGUUGGACAACAAGCGGUUGUUUUAGUUGCCACACCUGGUAAACCAAACAAUAUCUACAAAGUAUUUGGAGCCAAACCAUUGGAAGACGUAAUGAAAAAUCUUCGAAAUAUUGUAAUGGAAGAAUUAGAAACAGCAUUAGCUCAACAAGCACCUCCAAGAGUUCAGGAGGAUCCGUCAUUAUUUGAAUUACCACCAUUGAUAAUAGAUGGAAUACCAACUCCUGUUGAAAAAAUGACCCAGGCACAAUUGAGAGCUUUCAUACCAUUAAUGUUGAAAUAUUCUACGGGAAGAGGUAAACCUGGAUGGGGUCGUGAUUCAACUCGGCCACCGUGGUGGCCGAAAGAGUUGCCAUGGGCAAAUGUGAGAAUGGAUGCUCGAACAGAAGAAGAAAAACAAAAGAUAAGUUGGACACAUGCAUUACGAAAAAUCGUAUUGAAUUGCUACAAAUAUCACGGAAGAGAAGACUUAUUACCGGCAUUUUCGGAAGAAGACGAAAAAGCUAAUGCAAUCGCAAUAGCAAAUUCAAAUGUUAGUAUAUAUAAUAUAAACAAAGGUAAUAGUUUGCAAACAAAUAUUAACAACUCACAUCACAACGAAAAUAAUGUUGGAGUAAUCAGUUCUAACGUACAAAAAGUUCAGACCUCCACUACGCAAGAUACGAUUGGAAACACUCAAGUUUGUAUAGACUCGCUCGGAUUAAGUGAAGUAGAUUAUACUCAAACUGUUUUGCAAACUAUACAAAAUGCAGAUGGAACGGUAUCAAUAAUACAAGUUGAUCCCAACAACCCUAUCAUUACUUUAUCUGAUGGUACCACUGCUCAAGUACAAGGAGUUGCGACAAUUCAUUCCCAAAAUGACAAUAUACAUAAUGUACAAACUAUUGGAGAUGGGAACAGCACGGAAAACGUAACUGUAGAUUUAAGCGAAGCAACUCUUACGCAGGAUGGUCAAUUAAUUAUAACAGGAGACGAUGGUUACCCAAUGGCAGUAUCAAAUAUGAUAACGUUACCUGUAUCUGCUCAAGUCUACCAAACAGUUGUGGCCAACAUUCAACAUAUACAAUCCAAUGCUGAUGGAACUUUGUGUAUACCUAUGCAGAUUGAAAACAGCGAUGCCACGAUGGAAACCAUCACAGUCCCUAAUGGAAUGCAUCAAAUGAUGAUUCAGGGUUCAAAUGGUGAGCCUCAAGUGCUACAAGUACUGAGCCUCAAAGAUGCAUCAACAUUAUCCAAAGCUAUGGCUGCUAUGAACGAAGUCAAAUCUGAUGAUCAGUCAAUAUUGGACAGUUAAAUUUAUUUUUCAAUACAGUAAAAAAAUACGUUAUGGUAUAGAAAAUAGUUAAUAGGAUAUUUUGUAAUAUUUAGUACCUUUUUUUAUAAGUUUCACACACUUGGUUUGUAAAAAAGCCUCUUCAAAAGAUUUGGUUUCUUCUUUACUUAACGUUUAGUGCAAUUC
This is a messenger RNA of Culicoides brevitarsis, 1974 nucleotides long. It is a transcript of the gene ewg, whose product is annotated as DNA-binding protein Ewg. Lineage: Eukaryota; Metazoa; Arthropoda; Insecta; Diptera; Ceratopogonidae. Gene Ontology annotation, biological process: regulation of transcription by RNA polymerase II. The coding region runs from base 202 to 1809 and encodes 535 amino acids. The transcript has 11 exons. Gene Ontology annotation, molecular function: DNA-binding transcription factor activity, RNA polymerase II-specific; RNA polymerase II cis-regulatory region sequence-specific DNA binding. The record is from RefSeq and is a predicted model, not a curated record. Gene Ontology annotation, cellular component: nucleus.